AUGUUCAAAGACCGCAGUUCACUGCCUGGGCAUUUCUUUGGAUAUCCAAACAGCGAUCCCAGAGAUGACGAGACGUCUGUGAAUACCCCGUUGACGUUCUGGAGGGACAUGGCUCCGUACACCAAUGAUAUCACCUUCCAGUGUGUCAAUAACGUAAGCAUCUUCUCCGGCCAACGAUACCUCUGGAUCGACUCCCUCUGCAUCAUCCAAGACUCUGAGCAAGACUGGGCUCGCGAAGCCAGCUUAAUGGCCAAAGUGUACUCCCACGCUUAUUGCACGCUAGAUGCCCUCAGCUCCAAAGAUAGCAGCGAGGGUUUACAACAAUUCGAUAUCCAACACGAAGAUCACUCGUUCGUCGACAUUGCUGCAACCACUACAAACGGUGACUGUGAUGCCAAUAGCACUUCAUCCCAAUCCUAUCACCGCAUUUUCUCGGGCAAACUAUACAGAUGGAUCGAAGCGUACAACGGAAGCGUCCCCCAAGGCGUUAACGACACCAGCCCCCUUCGCUUUCGCGCUUGGGCACUCCAGGAACGAAAGUUAUCGCGAAGGGUAAUCCACUUUAGUAAAUCGGGAUUGCUGUGGGAGUGUGGCGAGCUCAAGGGGACAGCUCAGCUGCCGUGGGAGGAGAUAGAAUUUCGACCACCGUCUCCGAUGAUUACGGACACCGGCAGAUUUGACGAGUGGGCGCAAUUACAAGAUGACCCCCAAACCAGAGACCUAGCAGCUGCCUCUCUUGAGGAGUAUAGGCUUGAAGGGCGGUGGUGGAGCCUGGUGAACGAUUAUGGCCUCCGGCUCUUAACACAGGAAAUGGACAGGCUAAUUGCCUUCUCAGGAGUGGCCCAGGCUUACAAAGAGGAGUAUCUUCCUAGCGGAAAAUACGCCGCUGGGCUGUGGAGGAGAUGCGUGUGGAACCCAAGUACGAGGAUGUCUAUGGGGCGCUUAGUGGCGCGCUUUUGGUCCUGA
Sordaria macrospora k-hell is the source of this 966-nucleotide messenger RNA. RefSeq lists its product as uncharacterized. NCBI's taxonomy places the organism in Eukaryota, Fungi, Ascomycota, Sordariomycetes, Sordariales, Sordariaceae. The record is from RefSeq and is a predicted model, not a curated record.